Messenger RNA from Fusarium musae, 969 nucleotides. RefSeq lists its product as uncharacterized. The transcript has 3 exons. Bases 1 to 969 code for a protein of 322 amino acids. NCBI's taxonomy places the organism in Eukaryota, Fungi, Ascomycota, Sordariomycetes, Hypocreales, Nectriaceae. The record is from RefSeq and is a predicted model, not a curated record.
AUGUUUGCUUCUGGCGCUGGAGGAGUGCAUGCCUGGGAAGCCUCUAUUGAGACCUUUAACAUUUACCUAAUGGAUGUCUAUCUUGCCGCAUUCAUAUAUGUCCUCUGUGGUUCCCUGGCCAAACUCGCUCUCCUCAUGUUCUACUUCCGACUGUCUCCUCAGCGUUGGUUCAAAAUCUCAGUUUGGUCAACCGCUGUAUUUAUCAGCGGAUACACCAUCGGGAUAUUCUUCGCUGUUAUGUUUGCCUGCCAUCCUAUUGCCAUGAACUGGGAUGUUACAAUCACAGAAGGCAAAUGUAUUAACAGACCUGGUCUGUAUAUCGCGACCGCCAUAACCAACAUCAUCAGCGACGUUGUCCUAUUUAUACUGCCGUUGCCGAUGGUUCUGCAACUCCAGAUGCCCUUCAAGCAAAAGGUGGGUUUGAUGGGCAUCUUUACAAUCGGAUCUUUGACAGUAGUCACAUCAAUUGUGCGCGUCUCGCUUCUUCCUGGAAUGCUUAAAUCUAUGGACCUGACUUGGGUUAUCGCUUUCCCUUCGAUUUGGAUUAUCGUUGAAGCGAACCUGAUCAUUACCUGUGCGACGAUGCCAACGCUCCGCAAGUUCUUCAAACAUGUUGCCCCCAAGCUUAUCGGCGAGUCACGAUAUGGCAGCAAAACAGGGAAAUCGUCAAAAUACGGCAAGCCAGAUACAGGAUCCAAGCCUCCGAGUCGACCAUUUGGCCCCUCUUCCCAGGGACGCCGUGACCGAACACAAUAUUCACAAUUCGAUGGCGAUGAGAACCCUAUACCCGAUAACUUUGCUCUAGGCCCCAUAAAUGGACGCGUGGGACACAAUACCAGCGUUGGCCAGAGUGAAGAGGUGACGGGUUGGAUCGAUAGUGAUUCUGAAAAGGGGAUCGUUGGGGGGACGAUCAAACCAGCAAUUGUCCAGACAAAGACAGUGACGGUGGAGUAUGAACGAUCACUAUGA